AUGAUGAGCUGGUUGGAAAGUACUCAGAACCGGCAGAGUCUCUUCAAAUACCUCAGCCUCAGCGCCAAGGUGAAGGUGUGGUACAAAGAAAAGGCCCAGGCUUACUUUGAAGCGAAGCGGAGCUGCCUCGUCUCUCUGCUGGAGCUGGACAAUUCUGAGGCUAUUGCCAAGUUCCUCGAUGAGGAAACGGCAGCAGUUGAAGCUGCCGUGUUUGAGAUGCCUGAGAAGGGAAUGCACUGCCCGAAGCUCUUCGGCGUGGAGGGGGUUAGAGGCUCUGUCGACGUGGAUUGA
Molecule: messenger RNA, 291 nt
Organism: Symbiodinium sp. CCMP2592
Lineage: Eukaryota; Dinophyceae; Suessiales; Symbiodiniaceae
Source: the annotation of a GenBank genome assembly